GUCUCUCUUGCGUCUCGUCUCCCCGUUCGUCCCACGUGUGAAACUAAGUGUUCGUCUAUUACUUCUCUCACGCACAUCGCUACUACUUUAUCGUUUAGUUUGACGAAAUACUUUCAUCAUGGCAGUUCGCGUUCAAUUUGAAAAUAACAAUGAAGUCGGUGUUUUUGCAAAACUGACCAACGCUUAUUGCUUGGUUGCCAUCGGUGGAUCAGAAAAUUUCUACAGUGUUUUUGAAUCAGAGUUGUCUGACACUAUUCCAGUAAUUCACACAUCAGUUGCUGGCUGCAGGAUAAUUGGACGGUUGACAGUUGCUAACAGGCAUGGUCUACUGCUGCCAAACAGUACUACAGAUCAGGAAUUGCAACAUAUUCGCAACUCUUUACCAGAUUCUGUCAAAAUCCAGCGUGUUGAAGAACGUCUGUCUGCUUUAGGAAAUGUUAUUGCAUGCAAUGAUUAUGUUGCAUUGGUACAUCCAGAUUUAGAUAAAGAAACAGAGGAAGUUCUUGCAGAUACCUUAAAUGUUGAAGUCUUCCGUCAUACAAUUGCCGGCUCUGUCCUUACUGGUUCAUAUUGCGCUUUUUCUAACCAGGGUGGUAUUGUCCAUCCAAAAACAACUGUGGCAGAUCAAGAUGAACUCAGCUCUCUUCUGCAGGUGCCUCUAGUGGCAGGGACAGUUAACAGAGGUAGUGAUGUAAUUGGUGCCGGCUUAGUAGUGAAUGAUUGGUCGGCUUUUUGCGGAUUCGACACCACAGCCACGGAGAUUUCUGUUAUUGAAAACGUUUUCCGUUUGAAUGAAGCAAAUCAACCCAGCGUCAUUACCACAGACAUGAGAGAGUCGCUAAUUGAGACGCUGACAUAAUUCGGAAAAAUUGCAAAAAGGAUACCCAAAAAUAAUGUAUCAGAACAGUUGAAUAAACAAGUUUUG
Messenger RNA from Daphnia pulicaria, 925 nucleotides. It is a transcript of the gene eIF6, whose product is annotated as eukaryotic translation initiation factor 6-like. Gene Ontology annotation, cellular component: cytosol; preribosome, large subunit precursor; nucleolus. Bases 119 to 859 code for a protein of 246 amino acids. The transcript has 6 exons. The record is from RefSeq and is a predicted model, not a curated record. Lineage: Eukaryota; Metazoa; Arthropoda; Branchiopoda; Diplostraca; Daphniidae. Gene Ontology annotation, biological process: ribosomal subunit export from nucleus; maturation of LSU-rRNA; assembly of large subunit precursor of preribosome. Gene Ontology annotation, molecular function: ribosomal large subunit binding.